AGUCUGGGCUGGACCCUUCAGAGGUGAACACGUCCGACCUGCGCUCUUCUCCGGUUUUAACGACAUUAGUGCUAUAAAAUAGCAUAUAAUUAAACUUUUAAAAGACUCCCAGAAGAUUUUUUAUUUAAUGAAUCUAAUUAUGGAAAGAAAAAGCUAUUAUUAAUUGUCACUUUUUGUGCUUUACUGUUAAAAGAAACAACUACGCAAUUGUUAAAGACGAAAGUGAAUGUCUUGUGACGAUGAGGAACAAAUACCUGUGACAUGGCAAAGGAAUCCCUGAGUGUUGGGGUCUAUCCUUCUCUGAGAGGGGACAGCGCAGUCCCCGGGUAGAGGUACAGGAGAAGAAAACUUGAGGGAAAAAAGCCUUCUAACCUCCGUAUUCGUCUAUGAUGGACAUCCACUGAGUUACGAUGAAGUCAUACUUGAGGGGCUGCCAGUGAUAACAUCAGCUGGCGGCGUAAAACAUCGUGCAUUACUUUGAAAAAUUAUCGUAGAUAUCGAUUAUAAACAAAAAAUCCUAUUUGAAAAAUAGCCCCCAACACAUUAUUAGAUAUUUUUCCAGGUACAGCGUUUCGUGUAUGAGAGAAAAUAUGCUAAAACCGAAUAUGGUAUGUUGAUAAAUCUAUAAAAUGUAAUUGCCCCUCAACAGCAUAAACAAGUCGACCUGCGACUCUCGAGUUCUCAGUGGAAUAAAAAGGGCGCGGGGAGGAAGACUGUCGAUGUAAACAACACCAUGAAUUUCUCCCGUACGAAUUAAUCUGUGGCCUUUGAGUUGUGAGUGAGAGAGAAAAAAAAAAAAGGUUUUGAAAAGAGAAAACUGAAUACAAACAAAGCCAUGGAUUUCUUCUUCUUCUGCUCUGACGUAGAAAAGGCAGGUUACCAUCAGCGAAGAGGCGGCGACAGAGCGGCGAUCUGAGCGUCGUGGGAUGUUGGAGAGGCCAGAGUCAGAGGCAUGGUGGAGGCGGCGGUGGGGAUCAGAAUGGUGGCUUCGCAGCUCCUCCUAAUGAACCACUUUCUCAUGACUCUCAGUCACAACACCGCCGAUCUCAGCUCGAUCCACGAUAUCAAUAGUGUUGCCGUCGACCCGUCGGAGUGUUCGUACGGAUGCACUUUGUGUUCUCCAAUCAACGGAUGCCUGGCGUGCAAGCCGCCCUUUUUCCUGUCCCUCCACAGGGAGGGCGUCAGGCAGACGGCCACCUGCACCAGGUCGUGCCCCAAAGGGUUCUAUAAGCUCAAGAAGAAGAGGAAUGGAUUCUGUGCAAAGUGUACGAUCCGAGGGUGCGCCGACUGCCUGGACUCCAGGUACUGCUCCACCUGCGAGGCCUCCUUCGUCAACUUCUUCGGGAAAUGCAUCAAGCACAAGUCUGAAGAGGCUCGGGAGGACCUUGGCAUGUAUACAACCACCAGAAGACCGGCAGGAGACUAUAUCCCUUCGGCGGGACCCUGGAGCCCGGCGAAGAACAACGUCACGUUACUCUUCUCGCAACUGCCGCUCGCUGUGAAUACCUCUGGUCCGCCGGAGGAUUCCUUGACGACAUCAUCUCUUCCGCCCACAGUAACAGCCACGCCCCUUUCAGAUGUGGGCGCAACCACGGAAUUUAUUCGUCGACGAUCGAAGACCUCGAAGCCGGGGCAUAUGGGCGCCGCACCCGACCUGAGCACCCGGUUUUAUUUCACCACGCCCACCUCGCCGCUGCUCUCGGGAGAACCAACUUCUGCCAUAUCGCCGUAUCCUACGCAGUCGCCAGUUUUUCCUCCUCCGGAUAGUCCGUGUCGGGUGAGGGGCGACAGGAAGCCCUACGGGAGGCCGAGGACCAACAGGAAGGAGAGGAAAGAGCGCAGAGGCAGGAAGAAGGACAGAGACCGCAAAUUCAGAAGGAGGAAAGGAAGAAGAGGUAAGAAAAAUCGACGUUAUGGAUGCAAAAGUAGAAGCAAGGCCAAGAAGGACAUCUCGAGCGCCCCUCCGAGCCAAGACCCGGCCAUGAGGCAGAAAAAUAGCGUCAGCGACGGCGAACGCAGGACGGGAGACCCGUACCCCUACCACGAUGUUCGACCGUCGGAGGAUGCGAAAGUAUCUCUUUUCGAUGACUCUAAUUCGUCAGCCCUGAGCGACGGCGGCUCGGCGACAGACCUUCCGCAUCACUUCCGCAACAGACCCAGAGAUAUGGUCGCCUACAAGACAUCUCUGGUGGUCGCCCGGAGGAGGAGCGAAGCUCGGGAUGAAGCCGAAACAUUGUAUCAGAACGGCCGUCGGCUGAGGCACGGCAGGUCACGCGGAAUUCUUUCGGAUGACGAAGAUGCAGAAAGAAACUCAUCAGGGAAAAAAAUUCCCCAGACGAAAUCAGCAAGAAGAAGGAGGAGGAGGAGAAGGAGAAAAAGGCGAAAAGAGGAAAGAAACGUGGAACGAAGGUCAUAGUUUCCCUCUCAUUCAACCCUGGAAGCGUGAAAUUGCAAAGGGCCCGUGGGGGCCUUCGCGUGAGUGUAGGUUUAGCCAGCUGAUGUACAGGACCGCGCUAUAUAUAAACCAUUUCCAUGAGUUUUCAAGCUCUCCAUUUUCCAUUCACUGUCAUAUUUGUUUCAUUGCAUCUGCCAAUGUUAACAUUUCAUAAGUUAUUCUAUUUCUUUCUAUUGUGGUAACUGAUGAGAAAGUGUUCGAAGCCAAAGAUGGACUUGUCUUAUAAACUAAAGCUCUUCUAGAGCAUAUACUGUGCUGGCGAAAGCCUCCUGUUAGAGUCCCGAUCAUUUCAGAUAACGACUGUUUUUCGUUCAGAUGACGGGCAUAAAUGGGUUACCAAAAGAAGGGAUGAAUAUCCAAGGAUAAGUGGAAAAUCAAGUUCAGGAUUAACUUCUAGAUUUCAUUGUGCGCAAAAAGUGCUUAGUUCUAGAGCAAGUAGGAGAAAGUUGACAAAGCACUAGUUAUCUAGAUUCCAAAGUUGAAGACUUCCAGUAAAGCUAAAGGCGGUUAGUUGUAGAGCAGUUGCAAAACAUUAUAAAUCACUAAUAAUCUAGAUGAAGAUUAAUCUAGAUGACAAAAAAGGACUUUACUUGACUUGCUUAGGGAAAGCAUAUAAUCAGAAGAAGACUUGAGCCAAGAAAUUUUGCCUAUGUAGUUAUAAAAACCGAAGGGGUUUUAAUGCUUCACCAUAUAUUGCUGAAUUGUAAACAAAGCACUUAUCAUGCAAUUCUGCUUGUUAGUGGCAAUUAUGUUACCACGAGAGUUAUCUUGAAGUUUGCCUUUGCAUUGUAGAAAAAAAGAGAGAUUUUUUAAAAGCACAUGCACAAACAUAAUAUUGCAUAUAUGUGCAUACGUACGUAAGCGCACAUUUUCUCACAUACAUACAUACAUACAUACUU
This is a messenger RNA of Macrobrachium nipponense, 3354 nucleotides long. RefSeq lists its product as uncharacterized. Lineage: Eukaryota; Metazoa; Arthropoda; Malacostraca; Decapoda; Palaemonidae. The record is from RefSeq and is a predicted model, not a curated record. The transcript has 5 exons. The coding region runs from base 953 to 2416 and encodes 487 amino acids.